CGGCGCUCCGCUUGGUCCUUCCCCCGCCUCGCAAGAUGGCUGCGGCGCGGGCGGGCCCGGAGCCGUGGAAUCGCGUGAGGAUCCCCAAGGCGGGGAGCCACAGCGCUGUGACAGUGCAGGCGCCCGGCGCGGGCCUGGAACUUUGCAUUGCAGCUGUAAUUAAAGAAUGCUGUCUUGUCACACUGUCACUGAAGAGCCAAACCUUAGAUGCAGAAACAGACGUGUUAUGUGCAGUCCUUUACAGCAAUCACAACAGAAUGGGCCGCCACAAGCCCCAUCUGGCCCUCAAACAGGUUGAACAAUGUUUAAAACGUUUGAAAAACAUGAAUUUGGAGAGUUCAAUUCAAGAUCUGUCUGAGUUGUUUUCCAAUGGAAAUCGGCCUGUAGCUACCAAAACAUGUGUCAUCCCCAGCCAACCAGUGGUGGAACUGGUGUUGAUGAAGAUUUUGGGAGCCUGCAAGUUGUUGCUUCGCUUGUUGGACUGUUGCUGCAAAACAUUUCUCUUGACUGUGAAACACCUAGGUUUGCAAGAAUUCAUUAUUUUAAACCUUGUGAUGGUUGGGAUAGUGAGCAGAUUAUGGGUUCUCUAUAAAGGUGUUUUAAAAAGGCUGAUUUCUUUAUAUGAGCCAUUGUUUGGAUUGCUUCAGGAGGUCUCUAGGAUUCAACCAUUGCCUUACUUCAAAGAUUUCACCUUUCCUUCUGAUAUUGCUGAAUUUUUAGGACAGCCCUAUUUUGAAGUCUUUAAGAAAAAAAUGCCUACAGCUUUUGCAGCUAAAGGAGUAACUAAAUUGCUAAAUAAACUGUUUUUAACAAAAGAGCAAUCACUGAGGUCCAGUGAAGAAACUUUACUUGGAAUUUCCAAAAAAGCUAAACAAAUGAAGAUCAAUAUACAGAAUAAUGUGGACAUUGGACGGCCUGUAAAGAAUAAGAAAAUCUUCAAAGAAAAGUCAUCAGAAUUUGAUGUGAGGGCUUUCUGCAAACAGCUAAAACACAAGGCUGUUCAGGAAACCAACUUUGAGUUCAGUUGUUCUAAAUCCAAACUAAAGGCAACCAAAUAUUCUUCUCAGAAGGCGAUAGGAACUCCCUGUGCCAAAAGUUUUGUGCAAAGAUUCCGAGAAGCUGAGACUUUUCUACAGCUUUCUGAAGAAAUCCAAAUGGCCAUUCGCUGGAGCAGGAGCAAAAAACUCAGGGCUCAGGCCACCUUUCUGGGUAACAAACUUCUUAAAAGUAACCGGCUUAAACAUGUGGAAGCUCAAGGCUAUAGUUUGCCAAAGAAAUUAGCGUGCAUAAAAACAUCUAUUUGCAACUGCCUUCUUCGUGGCUCAGGUAUCAAGACUUCAAAGCAUCAUCUGAGACAAAGAAGAUCACAGAAUAAAUUUUUACUGAGAGAGAGGAAACCACCGAGAAAGCUGCAGUCGACUCUUUUAAAGGAAAUUCACCAGUCCCCUCAGGGGACUCAGAGUGCUACUGAUACCAGUAAAUGGGGACGGGCACACUGUACGGUUCAUAGAACCGAUCUCUACCCUAACAGUAAGCAGGUCUUGAGUAGCAGAGUUUCACAUCCUGUCAUACAAACUCCAGAGAAACAAAUUCAUGAAAAUUGUACAGGAAGCAGUGAAAAUGAAGCUGAUUCAUGGACAGUGAUACAAAUAAACAAACAUAAUACAUCAGGAACUGUUAAGGAGACAGAUGACAUUGAUGAUAUUUUUGCUUUAAUGGGAGUUUAGAUGCUCAUAUGUGAGACUUUUAAGUGAUUAACAAACUGGUCCAGUGUCCUGCUGUUUUAAGUGGAACUGUUGAGAUCUGGAAAGAUCUGGAAGUACCACUGGGACUCAGAGGAGCUGCUUUAGUGCAACACUGUACGGCAGAAAAGUCAUUUCAGUUCAAUAAACAUUUAUAGGAGCUUUGGGUCAUUUAAUCGACAAGUAUUUGACUAUGAAUUAGUCAAAUUUUGACUUGACUACGUGCCAAGUGUUAAGAUGGAAAAUCUACCAUAUCCUGCCCUUGAAAAGCAGAUGUAAUACUCUGAUUGAGGCUGGUAGUUCCCUGAAAAAUUGAAUAAUUUUAUGAUUUAACAGGGAAUUAAGACCGGAAUAAUUAAGUUUAAAAAAACCUACUUUGUGUUUUAAGGUAAAUGGGGCGGGUUGGGGGGGCAGUGUGGAGAGUAGCAAGAAAGCACCUAAAAGCUCACUUUAGCCUUACUGGUUCUGUGGUAGGUUAGUCCACUGCUGAACACCAAGGUUUGUAGCUUCUAAUGGUUAUGCUGUCUUGCUUACAUAUUAGAAUUGAUCAUCAAAGGGACUCAAAAGUUUUGCGACUAAUUGUAUUACCUAGGAGUGGUCAUAAUCACUAUUUCACUUCAUUUGUUCACCUUUUCUCAUAGGAGGGCAAAGUGAAAUGCCUUUGGAGUUUUCCAGAAAUUUGUGGGUUUUUUGGUUUAUUUAUUGGGUGCUAGGGGAUGAUUCCAAAUAAACUUUUUUCGAAAAAGGA
Diceros bicornis minor is the source of this 2490-nucleotide messenger RNA. RefSeq names its product nucleolus and neural progenitor protein (gene RMP64). Gene Ontology annotation, cellular component: nucleus. Gene Ontology annotation, biological process: positive regulation of Notch signaling pathway. The transcript is spliced from 9 exons. Bases 36 to 1727 code for a protein of 563 amino acids. Lineage: Eukaryota; Metazoa; Chordata; Mammalia; Perissodactyla; Rhinocerotidae. The record is from RefSeq and is a predicted model, not a curated record.